Messenger RNA from Lottia gigantea (owl limpet), 270 nucleotides. RefSeq lists its product as hypothetical. NCBI's taxonomy places the organism in Eukaryota, Metazoa, Mollusca, Gastropoda, Lottiidae. The annotation marks the transcript as partial. The transcript has 3 exons. Gene Ontology annotation, molecular function: endopeptidase inhibitor activity. The record is from RefSeq and is a predicted model, not a curated record.
AGAUUAUUCUUUCCAGAAACAUGGCUUUGGGACUCCCAAAAUGCUGGCUCUACAGGGAUCGCCAACUUCACAUUAAAGGUAACAGACACUAUCACAACGUGGGUUGCCAGUGCCUUUGCUAUCAGUCCUAAUCCCUCAAUAGGAGUUGGUAUGACGUCAGAAAUAGCUGAGCUGACAGCGUUUAGAGAGUUUUUUGUGAUGUUAAAUCUGCCCUAUUCUGUUGUUAGAGGAGAAGAACUGGUUAUAAAAGCCAGUGUGUUUAACUAUCUG